UUGAAGAACUCCCGGCGCUUCCUCCCGAGGCACUUCGUGAUCCGUACAUCGAGGGACAAAAUUGGGAGAAGAUAGUGGCGACUUGCUCUACCCACAGCAGUGUUAGGAAGUUGUUGCAAGAAAGUGGGGGAAUUGGAGUAACAUAUGUUAUUCCUUCGAGUCAGCAGAGGCCGUGGUCUCCUCCUGUCGGCUAUCACUGCCUCUUUGAAUCUUACUUCCAAGAAGACACGAAGUUAUGGUUCCCUGUCCCGCGGUUGGUGACUUCCUAUGCGUUUCGUCGCGACGUUGCUAUGUCUCAGCUUGUGAAUGGAUCGUACCGGAUCGCUGUUGCUCUGAUGAUGAUCGCUGCUGAGGUUAAUAUUUCACUUAGUGUGCGGACGUUCGAAGAAUUGACUUCAGUGAGGGUUCUGCAACCUGGGUUGUUCUCGCUGAGGAUGCGCUCGAGUUAUAAUAUUCUGACGGGUCAUCCAAACAAGACGAAACGUUGGCGACGUUCUUACUUUUACGUUAAAUCAGACGAAUUUGCUUUUGCGGAGCCGCCGAAGGAAGACUUUCGCGUGCUUUGGAACCGUAGACUUGGUAGAUAGCGAUUUGCGCACUGAGACCUACACUUUCCUCGCAUUCUAACCCUUUUCUCUUUUUUGUUUGUUUUGCAGUCCGUCAUCCCAACACGAUCGCAUACCCUGAGAAUUUCUUCGAGGACGCACAAGUUCUUGCGACGCUGAGUCACCGACGUUGGCCUGACCUUAGUCGCGAGUGGGACCGUCGCUUUCAAGAUCGAGUCCUAAGAGAGGCUCGUUGGUUGUCUGACCAAGCUCCGAUCGUUGUUCCGAAGAGGAGACGCCUGUUGUUAUUUACGAGGAAACAACAAGGACUUUUUAACAGAGCUAGAAAGAUGAACGGCGUGGCGGAUUUGAGUGCUCUCCUGAAGGGCAAGCUGGAACUUUUGGCGGCGAGGCAGAACGUCUCGUCUGAAGGGAACCAAUCGAAUGUGCAGCUGUCCGACCCUCCGGCGGAGGCGUCAGAGCCUUCAAAGAAGAAGAAGGGGAAGAAAUCUGGAAAGAAGAGAUCCCGCAGUGAAGUUUCUGAUACGAGUAAGUCGGCUGAACCCCUGAACGGACCCCUGGAUGACCCCUCCGACUGCACAGUUCAUGAGGAACCCUUAAGAAAAAAGAAGAAGGGGACGAAUCCUAACGUUGAAGGUUCUCACGGCGCUGAGAGGACUGAUACAGUCCCGAUUGACACCGUAGGGUCUCCUCUAGCUGAUCGUCAAGAAGAGGCGAGCGAGAAGUCUGCGGGAAAUGACGUCGCAGGUCGUCAGGAGAGGGAUCACCUCCAGGAUGCUAUCGCUGAGAUUCCAGAGUCGUCGAAAGAGAUUUCUUCGAAAAAGAAGAAGACGAAAGCCGUUGAAAAGCAGCCUGGCGUCUCGAUGAGUGCUCCGCCUGCAGGUGGUUCCGCGGGGAGAGACCCUUCGUUUAGGAAGGUUACGCCGGAUUUCCGGGAUCGAGUGAGCUUCUCGUACGAUGAGAAGACUCCUCUUAUCUUUAAUCCUCCAAAGUGCGCUGAACUGACGAGUCAAAUCAAGGGCUCACCGUCCUGCUUCCCUCCGGUUGGCGAGCUCGCCUUCAAGGAGCUUUAUGCUGAGGCCGCGUGCGCCACCAAGAGGGUAACGAGACUUUUUACAUAUCUAUUUUAGUGUGCUAUCGUCCUGAUCUUCUCUAUUUGUGUUACUCAAAGUAUGAAUUUGCUCAUUGAUGCAGAGCGAGGCCAGUAUGAACGUUAUGGUUGCGGCUUACGAGGGCGAGCUGAGACGCACGGUAAUUCAAUUAUCCGCGGCCGAGAAGCUUGCCAGGGCGCGCGACGCUGCGAUUGAUCGCGUAAGGGGGGAACUGAAAGAGGCCCAAGAUAAAGCCCUUGAGGAGAAAGAGAUACUUCCCGGGCAAUUCGAGAAGUUGGAGGCGAUGCUGAAGUCCUCUCAGUCUACGAGGAAGAAGUUGAGGGAGGAGAACGCUGCCUUGAAAGAGAGAAUGGCGUCUCUAGAGGAGGAGCGUACCGCGGAGGGCAAGAGGCUUCGGGAUUCCCGGAUUCGUGAAGUAACUCAGGAGAGGAUCAGGGUUCUAAGCGCUAUGAUAACCAAAGCCAACGUUCGCUUCAACAACAUACGUGACCGCGAGUCCCGCCGUGGUGAGUUCGACAUUGUUCGGAACCUUCACGGGCAGGCAAUGGGUACAAAGAAUUGCCUUGAGAUGAUUCUGAACAGCGGCGCUCAACUCACUCAGGAACACGUUGAUAUGUUUGCUGAGCAGGAGAGGCAGUAUUCUGACGCAGUCUCUCGACUCAGAGUGGAACCUAUUCCGGAGACGGAUCUCUCGCUUUCUCCCUUGAUCCUUCCGUCUCAGUAUGUUGAUGAAGAUGCUUUAGCGUCACUUGAUUUGUUCGGAUCGAACAUGAGCGCGAUCAACGCAGAGACUGUGGCUUGUCUUCAACGCUCCGACCAUGGGGCCGAUCUUCUGGUGGUGACCACCGACGGUACUGAUCAGUCGGGGAAGGUUCCGCCGCUCCUGGAGGAAUCUGCAUUGCCCGAAACUAACUUGGAGGAUGACCCCGCACUUGUAAUUUCCGACGGGUCGUCGAGCGAAGAAGAAGGCGAGAUAGGUGAUUCUCCUUCCCCGCUCCUUGUUAAUCAAGGGGAAGAGUUAGGGGAAACGACGAAGGUUACAGAGGCUGCUGCUUGCGCUGAAUCUUCCAAGGCAAAGGAUGCGACUGCUUUGGGUGCGCGUCCUGAAGAUCGCGAAGGAUAGUUUCCCUUGUGUGUUGUAUUUUAUUUACUUUUUCCCAUUAGGGACCUUUGUUGUUGUAACGUAGUUUGAACUCUCUGCACUCGGAUAUUGUUUCCUUGUUCUCUUUCGGAACUAAUUGCGGAGUUUUGGCCGCUAUUUUCCCGGUUUGGGAUUUAAACCUUCAUCUUUAUUUCUGCUAGUCAAUCUUUUACCAGGUGGUAAUUGAGGCAAGGAACUUGAGUUUAAUCAUCGAGUAACUUGCUGAAGAUAGUAAGCUCCGCUGGGGACGAUUCUACUCGCUGAAGGGAGGGGACCUCUCUGGAGGCGAAUCUGCUCGCCAAAAAGGCUUCUCCUAAUCAUAAUUUUACUCGCUGAAGCGAUGUUCCUACUCAAAUUGCGAUUUUUCUCGCCGAAGCAAUGUUCCCGCUCAAGCCAAUCCUUUACCAGGUGGUAACUCGCUGAAGAUAGGAAGCUUCGCUGGGGACGAUUCUACUCGCUGAAGGGAGGGGAC
This is a messenger RNA of Raphanus sativus (radish), 3291 nucleotides long. RefSeq lists its product as uncharacterized. The transcript is spliced from 2 exons. The coding region runs from base 1755 to 2801 and encodes 348 amino acids. Lineage: Eukaryota; Viridiplantae; Streptophyta; Magnoliopsida; Brassicales; Brassicaceae. The record is from RefSeq and is a predicted model, not a curated record.